Branchiostoma belcheri (Belcher's lancelet) is the source of this 948-nucleotide messenger RNA. RefSeq lists its product as uncharacterized. The record is from RefSeq and is a predicted model, not a curated record. Bases 169 to 792 code for a protein of 207 amino acids. The transcript is spliced from 4 exons. Lineage: Eukaryota; Metazoa; Chordata; Leptocardii; Amphioxiformes; Branchiostomatidae.
ACAACAACGCACUUCCUGUGACGUCACGACGAUAUUAAGUUACUCAGCGUGGGGUAAAAACAUGGAGCAGGCGUUCUCACCGGUUCCAAACUAAUUUGCAGGGUGGUAGAUACCUGUGAUUGUCGUCUCACAACACCCGCAGACAAAAUUACAACGUGAAGCACCAGCAUGAUCGUGGUAUAUCUGCCCUUCUUUGCUGUCGGUGCUGUCUUGCUUGUCCUCCCGACAGCUUCCCAGAGCUGUUCCGUGCCUCUUGGCUGGCGUGAGAUGUCACUCAACCAGCGUGUCUCUCUAGCUGAUAUCGUGGUCCAUGCUAAAGCCUUGAACAAGACCAAAACACCACAAUUUGAGCAUGGUUGGCCAGAGGUAUACGAUGGAACCAUGGAGGUUUACUGUGUUUUGAAAGGAGGCCCCUUGUCAUCUGACAUCACAGUGGUUGAGAUGGGAUACAUAGGAGGACAUUGCACUGCCAACGAAGUUAACAUUGAUGAGGAGUAUAUUCUCCUCCUGAGUCGGAGGGACAACGGCACGUUCUUGCCAGACAACGUAAACGUUCAAGCCGCAGUCAUCCAGGCCACUCAGGAGAACAUAGACAAUAUCGCCCUGACCUGUGGGCUGCAGAACUUCACACUUCCGCUAGACGUCGCUGGAAACGCACCAGAGCAGAGGGGUUGUCCCACCCAUCCAAAUGAGUCCGGAAAGCAGUGUGUUGGAGCUGGAGCGGCAUCCCAUAUAGUGAUGUCCACAAAUUUGAUCAUCUUUUUGUUCUUUUCGCUUUUCGAAUUGUUAUGAAAAUCCAGUGCAACUUUCGCCUAUCCAAGGCUGAGGGUUGUUCACAAUUGACUUACCGUAAUACAUACAUCAUCCGUCGUCCCUGUCGGGCGGGGUACAUACACUGUAUAUCCUUGACCUUAAACAUGUAACAUUAUGUGUAUGAAAGACAAUGGA